Molecule: messenger RNA, 2091 nt
Organism: Exaiptasia diaphana
Lineage: Eukaryota; Metazoa; Cnidaria; Anthozoa; Actiniaria; Aiptasiidae
Exons: 10
Coding region: 1-2091 (696 amino acids)
Source: RefSeq, a predicted model, not a curated record
AUGGCGUAUAGAAGGAAGUUGAAGCGAGAUGCCCUUUCGACGCAAGACCCACCGAUGAAGAAGAGAAAACUCUCAAAAGAAAACGAUCCUCCCUCAACAUUUACAAACCCUGCCCCUUCAACAUCUACAAACCCAGCUCCCGAUAUCUCCUCUCCUGAAGAAGUAAUGGAAAUUUCUCAAACAAACUACGCGCCGCAUCCUGACAGUACAAGAAACACUCCAAAACAGUCCUUCCUAUCUGUAACACCGAAAUCCCUUUCGCAAUGUAAUUCUUGCCCACUCAAGACAAAGUCAAAUAAAAGCCUCAAGAAAAAGAACGUUAGAUUGUCUAGGCAAGUUGCUGAGCUGAGGAAACUUGUUAAAGAACUACGAAGUAAAGUUGCAGUUGAUACUGAAGAAGAACCAGAAGAUGAAUCAUUGGACAAGAGUGAUACUGAAGAGCAAGAAAGUGAAAAUGCAAAGGACCAAGAACAAGUUGACUCAGAAAGUGAAAAUGCAAAGGACGAAGACUGGACUUAUGCAGUAAUUGAAGAGAGUACAGGGACAGAAAACAGUGGCAACGAAACAGAUGAGACAAUCCACAAUAAUGUCAGGAUUGAUCCAAAUGCACCAGCUUAUGACCAACCGAAAUUUAUCGUCUAUUACUGGAAUCUUGUCAAUUUGUUUAGUUUGUUUUGUUUUAAAUGUAAAGAGUCUUGCCCUACUGUAACAGCGCAGUCCAUUGGAACAAUGAUAGAUAUUACACAACAUUGUGCAAAAUGCAAUGAUAACUACAGAUGGCAGUCCCAGCCACUCCUUCAAGGAGGAAUUUCAGCUGGAAAUUUAUUAUUGAGUUUUUCAAUUCUGAUGGCUGGCGCAUCAAUAAGCAAAAUAUUGCUUAUAUUCAAACACCUUGGCCUGUCUGUGUAUACAGCGAGAACCUACUUCAGACACCAGAGGAACUAUCUUUUCCCAAUAGUGCUCAGUUAUUGGGAAAAGUACCAGGAAUCUCUUGUAAAAAAACUGAAAGAAAUGAAAGAUGUUGUGUGGACUGGCGAUGGGCGCUUUGAUUCAAUGGGGCAUUCAGCCAAGUAUGGAGCAUAUUCCAUGUUCUCGACUACAGUAAUGAAGAUUGUCCAUUUUGAAAUAGUACAGGCAAAUGAGACAGGUGGAAGCCAGCAAACUGAGAUUGAGGGCUGCGAAAGAAGCUUCAAGUUCCUAAAAGGCCUAGGGCUAAAGAUACCAGUUUUUAUUUCCGACCGGCAUAGAGGUAUUGCUAAAUGGAUAAGAAUUUCCUGUCCACAAACCCAGCACUAUUACGAUAUUUGGCAUAUUGCAAGGUCAGUUACCAAAAAGCUACUAAAAGCUAGUAAAGAAAAAGGAUGCGAAGGGAUUGCAUGUUGGAUCAAGGCCAUUAAGAAUCAUCUAUACUGGUGCGGGACAUCAACAACACCAGGCUUCGGUGCUUUAAUCGAAGCCAAGUGGACAUCAUUCUUACGACAUGUUGCUAACAAACACAAAAAUCACCCAAAUACAUUAUAUAAGGAAUGCCAUCAUUCUGAUCUUGCACCAAGAAAAUGGAUCAAAAUAGGAACAGUGGCCUAUCAAAAAUUGAGUGGAUUGUUAACUAAAACUGUUCUGCUAAAUGACAUCAAGAAGCUGUCAUCAGAUGCACAGACAAGCUGCUUGGAAGGGUUCCAUGCCACGCUGAACCAUUGGCACCCGAAGAUGAUUCACUUUUCAUGGUUAGGAACAUAUUGCAGACAUGCUCUAGCAAGCCUACACUUCAAUGAAAAUGUACAAAGAGAAACUCAAAUUAGAAAAAAUGGUGCAAAGCAAGUGAAAAUCAACUAUCCUAAAUAUAAACUUGGAGAAGAAGUUGUACAUGAUGUUAAAGUUCCCCCAACAUAUGGUUAUGUAACAGAAAUGAAGAAAUUACUGUUAAGUGUGCCAAAAAAUGCAUUGGACAAGACAUAUUCAAAAUAUGCUUCAAAAGCUCCAGAACCUCUAACUGCACAGUUUACAGAAAGAUCAAGCAAAGAACAAGCUGUUGAAGCUUACAGGAAACGGAAAGAUUGUGCUAUUCAACUCUUUCCCACAGAUUGUGAGUAA